Messenger RNA from Trametes versicolor FP-101664 SS1, 2320 nucleotides. Its product is annotated as ATP-dependent DNA helicase. Gene Ontology annotation, biological process: double-strand break repair via homologous recombination. The transcript has 15 exons. Gene Ontology annotation, molecular function: nucleic acid binding; ATP binding; 3'-5' DNA helicase activity. The record is from RefSeq and is a predicted model, not a curated record. Gene Ontology annotation, cellular component: cytoplasm; nucleus; chromosome. Bases 107 to 2209 code for a protein of 700 amino acids. Lineage: Eukaryota; Fungi; Basidiomycota; Agaricomycetes; Polyporales; Polyporaceae.
AUUCCGCCUACAGCAACGUCUUGAACGCGUCUUUUGAACCUUCUGCUCGUGCUCUAACUCCUGUCUCUCCAACCUCGCGAAACUACGAGAAGGCGAGCGUGUUGCGAUGGAGAAAGCACAUGAAAUCCUCAAAAGCACUUUUGGCUUCGACGCAUUCAAGCACGAGCAAGAGGCGGUGAUUCGCCGGAUUGUGGUCGAGAAUGAGAACGCGCUUGUGUUGUUUCCGACUGGAGGAGGAAAGAGUUUGACGUAUCAAAUCCCGGCACUGUGCCUUGAGGGCCUUACCCUUGUCAUCUCGCCGCUCAUUGCACUCAUGAAAGACCAAGUGGAUGGGCUAGUGAUGAGGGGCGUCAAAGCCGCGAACCUGGAUAGUACUCAGGGCGCAGACAGGGCUUCGUGGGUCAAGAACGAAGUCUUGUCCGGGUCGAUGAAGAUCCUCUAUGUCGCGCCGGAGAGGCUAAACAACGAAGGCUUCAUAUCUAUGAUGAGGCGCGUGAAGAUCUCUCUGCUGGCCGUAGACGAAUCCCACUGUAUCUCUCAGUGGGGUGCGAGUUUCCGUCCGGAAUACCUGAAGAUUGCGCGUUUCGCGGAAGAACUUGACGUCGAACGCGUCCUGUGUCUUACUGCGACUGCAACCCCGUCCGUCGCGAAGGACAUUUGCGACAGCUUCUUCAUCGACCGUAACGCGGGGGUCUUCCGCAUUCCUAUGUAUAGGCCCAACCUUGCGCUGCGAGCUGAGGUAGUAGACACUAUGCAAGCGAAGAUCAACCGUCUGGUGACCAUCCUCAAGGAGCGCACUGGUCCUUCGAUCGUGUACGUGACGCUGCAGAAGCAUGCUGAGGAGGUCGCGAACCACCUUCGCCCCCAUGACUUGGAAGCUACGGUGUAUCACGCUGGCUUGCCGUCCGAGGAACGCGAGCGCGUCCAGCAGCACUUCAUGGAUUCGGCGAAAGGUAUUGUGGUGGCCACCAUCGCGUUCGGCAUGGGAAUCGACAAAGCGAAUAUCCGACAGGUCAUCCAUCUCUUUAUGCCGAAGACCCUGGAGAACUACAGCCAGGAAGUGGGGCGAGCGGGCCGUGAUGGUUUGCCAUCGACAUGCUACAUGUUCCUCUGCGCAAGCGAUGUACCCAUCCUGGAGGGCUUCGCUCGUGGAGAUACAUGCGCGAAGCGUGAUCUGGAGCUCUGGCUGCAAGAAGUCGCGCUGAAGGACGCUGCUGCUGACGGCACACUAGACUUCAACCAUUACAAGCAAUCGAAGGACUAUGAUAUUCGGCAAAACGUCCUCAACUUGUGCUAUGCACAACUCGAGCUGGACUACGGCUACAUUCGUGCAAUCACGCCCUUCUACUCCCUAUACGACAUCUCGUCCAAGUCGGCGGACGGGUGGCAGAAGGUUUUGACCGACACCUCGCCUGCGGCUAAGGCGGUCCGAGCCUCUUGGACACCGAAGGGCAGGAACUACCAGGUGGACAUGGUGGCCACGGCAGAGUACUCGAAAAUUGACAGGACCGACCUCGCCAGGACGGUCAAUAUGUGGGAGCUUAAUGGAAACAUCUUUAGCAAACCUUCACAACUCAGAGCGCGGUACAUGGCAACCAAACCUCUCCCGAGGGCCCUGAAGGACAUCAAGAACUUGGCCGAGAUGAUGUACCAACGAAUGGUGGCGCGAGAAGAGGAAGCCGUCGAGAAGAUCCGCCAAGUGAUACAGUUUGCGACAACGGAUGAUUGCCUGGCGCAGCUGCUGGCAGCAUACUUUGGCGACGAAGAGGUCGUCCCGGAUGGGAUGUGUGGCCAGUGCACGUUCUGUCUAGCCGGGCAAGGCGUGGAGUUCGAGCCCAUCGCGCAAGCCGUACCGGAUGCUGGUCGCAUUAAGCAGAUCCUAGAUGCCUGUCCGGAGCGAGACGAUCCUCGACUGCUCGCUCGCAUGGCCUUCGGCAUCACCUCACCCCGUCUCACGGGUGGGAAGUGGUCGACGUACCACCCGCUGUUUGGCAGUAUGGUGGACACCGACUUCAACGCGCUCGUGGCGGCUUUCGACGUAGAGUGCAAGAAGGCGGGGUACGCGAAGGCAGAGCCCGCGGCUCUCGCGCCGCGCACGUCGCAGAAGCGCACCUACACGCAGACUUCCUCUGCAUCCUCGUCUCGUGGCGGCUAUCGUGGCGGGUAUGGUGGUGGCGGUUACAAGCGCGGGCGUCGGGGGAGGUGGUAGAGGUCGACGUCGACGUCGAAAUGGACAGUGCGCUCGUGUGGUGUACUAUAUGCUCGUAUAUUCCUGUAACGUACUCCUCACGAUAUUGUGUGUGUCCUAUAUGCUCUAUCU